This is a messenger RNA of Phragmites australis (common reed), 553 nucleotides long. RefSeq names its product beta-glucosidase 24-like. Bases 176 to 553 code for a protein of 125 amino acids. NCBI's taxonomy places the organism in Eukaryota, Viridiplantae, Streptophyta, Magnoliopsida, Poales, Poaceae. Gene Ontology annotation, biological process: carbohydrate metabolic process. Gene Ontology annotation, molecular function: hydrolase activity, hydrolyzing O-glycosyl compounds. The record is from RefSeq and is a predicted model, not a curated record. The transcript has 2 exons.
UGGUGGCAUCACUAUUCACUGGCACGGUGUGUGAAUGAGCUGGUCGUAACAAUAUCUGUCAUUUCCACCACCAAACGGCGCCCAAGGACCGGCCUACAAAUAGAGCACUCUGGUGAACCGCAUCAACACAAGCUACACAGCUACACAAGGCAAGAAAGGAACUGCAAGCGCAGCCAUGUCACGGCUAGCGCUUCUUCUGCUCUUGUUCUUGCCAUUCUUCGCUGCGGUGUCGAGUGAGAAACCGAGCAAGCUUUCAAGGAGCCAGUUCCCAAAGGGCUUCCUCUUCGGGACAGCGUCCUCUGCCUACCAGUAUGAGGGAGCUGUGAAGGAAGGAGGCAGAGGGCCAAGCAUCUGGGACACCUUCACUCACAAUCACCCAGGUCACACUAUCUCCAUUCAGGCUCUACUCAUGCAUUCUGGCUGCAUUUGCUACAAACUGUCCAUAAUGUCAACUGUUUUCAUACAUCCAUUGUGGCUGCUAGUGCUACUCAUCAAGAUACAUAACAUGUGGAACAUAGUAUCAAUUCAGAGGGCCAAUAGUCAUACCAGUUAG